AUGAUGAAGGCGACUGUGUUACUACGUCUGGGCGGCGGCGGCAGUGGCUUAAUUGGGCGUCCGACGCUGCUGCGACGGCAGACGGCGAAGCGGGUGGCAACGACGAAGGCGAAAGACACUACAACGGGCGGGCGAAAUAAAAAAGCGACUGCACCGACAGCAGACGGCGGUUGGUGCUCACACAAGCUGUCCUUAGCAGACUUCCACCCCGCCAUUGCCCGCACAUGGAUCGCAGCGGCGUCGAACAAAAUGCUGCAGCCGCAGCACGUCACCCCUGACAGUCGCAAACUGGCGUGGUGGAUUUGCCCGUCUUGCCAUCAUCAGCACAAUAAACGCAUCGAUCGGCACCUCGCCGCCGGUGGUGCGUGUCCACAGUGCGGAGCAAAGCCCACCUUGGACGUCGGUAGGUCCGCGAGGAAGGAUGCGUCGAGUCCCCGUAGCGCCAGCAAUGCCGCCUCGCUAUCGACAAAGACGAAACGAACCACCGCUGCGUCGGCGCAGAAGUCCGUUCCGGCUGUAGCGGUGCUUCGCCAUCGCUGCCGCCCCAGCUCGACGCUUGACACCAUCGCCGCUCCGAACGCAAACCUUCUCAGCAAGAGCGUGGCCGAUGAUCAGUACCUUCGGGUGCAGGAGACGCGUAACCUGCUGCCGAUGCUGGCAAAGAGCUACGAUAAGGAGCGUUGGAAGAUCGCGUCCGACGAGGUGCUGCAGGUGUCACCAAAACUGGACGGCAUUCGCUGCGUCGCCGCGUACAGGGUGGACACAAAGCAGGUGCUCUUCUUCAGCCGCUCUGGCACACUGUUCGAGUGCUGUGACGACGCCAUCGAGCCAGCCCUGCGGCACCUCUUCGAGAAGGACCCGACGCUCGUGCUUGACGGCGAGCUGUAUAACGACUCCGUCAACCUGGUGCAGCUUAGCACCGUGCGUACAGCAGCAGGAAAAUCGCCCCGGCUGUCCCCCACGGCGGCGCUGUCUGGGGAAGACCCGGUGUCGGCCUUCUACAAUUCACUCCUCGCUGCUGCAUACGGGAACAAGAAGCACAAGCACAACUCGGUAGCCGCCGCUGGUGUGGCGCAGACAGAUCUGCCGGCAGUGAUCCGCUUCGACCAGCUCACAUCGGCGAUCCGCACGACACGUCAAUGGCUCACCCCUGAAGUUUCGGCUUUGCAGCGCCAGUUGCAGUACCACGUCUUUGACAUCCUUUACAGUCGUGAGUUCCCCGGCGGGCGCGGGUCGGCGGUGCCGUUCAGUGUUCGCUACGGCGUCCUUGAGCGACUGCUGGCAUCCGUGACAGUCCACAACUUAGCGCACAUUUCAAGGUACGAUCCGCUAGUGCUGAGGCGUGUGCCGAGCUACUUGUGCACCAUCGACGCCGUCGACACCGUGCUGCAUGCAGCCAUGAGAGUCGGCUACGAGGGUAUCAUGAUUCGCCGCGAGUGCCGGGGCGCCACGACGGUUGCCGACAGGGACAGCAACAAGGUAGAGUCGGCAGUCAAGAAGAUCAAGCGGGGCUCUGCGUCCAAUGAAGGCAAAGCCAGAGCGGGCGCCGCGACGGAGAAUAGUGACGGUGGCUAUGGCUACGGACAGCGCAGCAGCACGUUGCUCAAGUACAAGGUGAUGCAGGACGCAGAGUAUGUCAUUGUAGGUGCAGUGGAAGGCUCCGGCAAGUGGAAAGGCUUCCUCGGCUCUUUCAUCUGCGUGACGCCGGAUAAGAAGCACCGCUUCACUGUCACCCCAGCCAGCACCGAUGCCGAGAAGCGGCGCAUGUGGCAGUCAUGGAAGACGGCGUACAAGGGGAAGGUGCUGACGGUGCAGUACCAGGAAAUCACCCCAGACGGCGUCCCGCGCUUCCCCGUGGGCAAGUGCGUUCGCGGCGCAGCGGACGGGCACGAUUGGCUGUAG
Leishmania braziliensis MHOM/BR/75/M2904 is the source of this 1902-nucleotide messenger RNA. Its product is annotated as putative DNA ligase k alpha. The coding region runs from base 1 to 1902 and encodes 633 amino acids. Gene Ontology annotation, biological process: DNA repair; DNA recombination. NCBI's taxonomy places the organism in Eukaryota, Euglenozoa, Kinetoplastea, Trypanosomatida, Trypanosomatidae. The transcript has a single exon. Gene Ontology annotation, molecular function: ATP binding; DNA ligase (ATP) activity. The record is from RefSeq and is a predicted model, not a curated record.